This is a messenger RNA of Paecilomyces variotii, 2459 nucleotides long. RefSeq names its product methylenetetrahydrofolate reductase-domain-containing protein. The record is from RefSeq and is a predicted model, not a curated record. NCBI's taxonomy places the organism in Eukaryota, Fungi, Ascomycota, Eurotiomycetes, Eurotiales, Thermoascaceae. Gene Ontology annotation, biological process: tetrahydrofolate interconversion. Bases 168 to 2273 code for a protein of 701 amino acids. Gene Ontology annotation, cellular component: cytosol. The transcript is spliced from 2 exons. Gene Ontology annotation, molecular function: FAD binding; methylenetetrahydrofolate reductase [NAD(P)H] activity.
AAGCACUUAACUCAGAAAUUCCCGUCCAGAGUUCGAUGUAAGUUCCGGGGAGGACGUCGGCCAAGCGUUCGUUUUCCGGACUUUAAACUGCAACACCUGAAAAAUCUCCAACAGCUGGGGACUUCACGACGCAGGCCGUCAUAACUCACAGACACGCGCCUGGCAUUAUGGAGAAGAUCACAGACAAGAUCGCGGCGCUGCCGCCAGAUGCGAACUUCUUCUCGCUGGAGUUCUUCCCCCCAAAGACUCAGAUGGGUUCUGCCAACUUGCAGGCUCGUCUGGAGCGUAUGGCUCAAGCCCUCCGUCCUCUCUUCGUGACGGUUACAUGGGGUGCUGGAGGCACGACCGCGGCGAAGUCGCUGGAGCUGGCGGAGAUCUGCCAGCGACAGCUGCAGCUCACGACAUGUCUGCAUCUUACCUGUACAAACAUGGACCGGAAGCUGGUUGACGAGGCACUGGAGGAAGCAAAGGUUCUGGGAAUAAGGAAUAUCCUUGCACUGCGCGGUGACCCUCCUCGCAGCGAAGAGUACAACAUGCAUGGAGAGGAUGACAGCAAUAAGGAGUUCAAGUAUGCGGUUGAUCUCGUUCGAUAUAUCCGGAAGGUGCACGGAGACUACUUCUGCAUUGGAGUUGCAGCUUAUCCUGAAGGUCAUCCGGGCGAAUCUGUCCAGGAUCCUCAAUCGCCAGAGCAUGACCUGCCCUAUCUGAUCGAAAAGACCACGGCCGGUGCGGAUUUCAUCAUGACCCAAUUGACAUACGAUAUCGAUGCGUACAGGAAGUUCGAAGAUCUACUGAGGAACCAUGAGUCUGGUGUCUUCAAGACCAUUCCUAUCAUACCUGGUCUUAUGCCUAUCCAGAGCUACAACAUCCUGACGAGAGUGACAAAGCUGAGUCAUGUCAAGGUUCCGAAGGAUGUCCUGUCUCGGAUCGAGAAAGUCAAGACCGACGACGAUGCAGUGAAGCGCACUGGUGUCGACAUUGUGAGCGAGAUAGUGGACAAGAUGAAGGAUCUACCGUGCCCAGGACCUCGUGGCUUUCACUUCUAUACGCUGAAUCUUGAGAAAUCCGUGUCAUUUAUCCUCGAGCGGUGCGAUCUUAUUCCGCCAUCAACUGACGCAGCUGAUGACGAUGAUCGAGAUGCGGAUGGCGUUGUAAUUGUGGAGGCUCCCAAAGAUGCACCUCUAACUGAGGUCCAGAAGCGUUCAUUCUCUAGGCGUCGAGCUUCCUCCAUCAACUCGCAGCCUCACAACCGUCUGAUUGUUGACAAACCAUCUGUACCCUCGGAUGGCUCUUCCAGAGGCUCCACCACGCAUGAAACCGCUGCUCUCAGUGCUGGUUUGCCAGCACUGAACCCACCACCUCGCAGUACAACGCUACAGAUCUCCGAGGGUCUUGGCUCUCUCGGUCGGGAAGCCACAUGGGAUGACUUCCCCAAUGGACGCUGGGGUGAUGCUCGAUCUCCUGCAUUCGGAGAGAUCGAUGGCUAUGGUCCAUCACUUCACGUGUCUGCUGCUGUAGCUCGUCGAAUUUGGGGUUACCCUGUCUCUCGUGAUGAUAUCAGCACCUUGUUUCGCCGACACGUCUCUGGUGAACUGCACAUGGUGCCAUGGUCGGAGGGAGGAGCGGAAGAAAAUUCUGGUGGCCUGAAUCCUGAAACUCUGACAAUCCGUCCCGAGCUUUUGAAGCUGAUCGAGGGUCGAGGCUGGUGGACAGUGGCGUCCCAACCUGCGGUUAACGGUGUCCGAAGUGACGACCCUACCUAUGGCUGGGGUCCCCAGAAAGAGGGCUUUGUCUUCCAAAAGCCAUUCGUCGAGUUCUUCUGUCCGAACAAAGACUACCAAACUAUUCUCAAACCUCUUCUUCAGAAAUAUGGCGACGAAGAAUUUGCCUGGUUCGCAACUAACGCAACCGGUGAACUAGAGUCCUACAUCUCCACCCAGUCCAAUGGAGAUGAAUCCGAGAGAGAUCAAGUGCACAAUGGCGUGAACGCAGUGACAUGGGGUGUCUUCAAAGGCAAGGAGAUUAUUACCCCAACCAUUAUCGAGGAAGUCAGCUUCCGCGCCUGGGGUGAAGAGGCAUUCCGCAUCUGGGAUGAAUGGCGCCGUGUCUAUCCCCGCGGAUCUCCCACUGAACGUUUCAUCGACGAGACCAAGAAUGAUGUCUGGCUCGUUUGCGUCAUUGGGCAGCGAUAUGGGGCAGGCACAGAGCCGGGAUCGAAAGAAGAAGAGGAUGAAGUGAAGAUGCUCUGGAGGGUGUUGGCAGGAGAGCAGUAAUUCGCUCCCUGAAACAGGCCCCAGUCGAAGAACUUGUUCUGACCAUGAUGGAACACCCACCAACUGGGUAAAUCUUCUGAUGAAACGCAAGUCCGCCGGCAUGAAAGAUGCCGCAUUCGACUUUGUAAAUAGCUUUCACGAAUUAGAUACAAUGACGAUGAUAAAAAUAUGUUGCAGCGCAACUUU